AUGAUUACUUUUUUUCAGAGUCGUUAUCCAUCAAUGGAUCUUGAUCGCAAGUAUGAGCAUUCCGUCGGUGCUUUUCACGUUGAAUACUAUGAUGAGUAUGGCCGGUCAGUUGGAAAAGCAGAAAAAGUUCAGCCCUUCCCGAACCAGAAACUUCGAGACUGUUUGGAUCAUCGCUUACGGCAACGUGGCCUCAUCCCAUCAAUGGUACUUCUUUUUGUAGAAAAUUCCCGAACGCCACUUCCAGACAAUUGUGACGCCAGUUUCCUAAGUGGUCAACGCAUUGUUGCACGAGGUGAUUUUACGUGA
This is a messenger RNA of Thelazia callipaeda (thelaziosis nematode), 306 nucleotides long. The record is from the annotation of a GenBank genome assembly. Lineage: Eukaryota; Metazoa; Nematoda; Chromadorea; Rhabditida; Thelaziidae.